GUUGCCAGGCCAGCCGGUUGCAGGCAUGGCUGCCCAGCGUGGGGUGCCGCCGAUGCGGAUGCUGGAGGAGGCGCUGGGCAUCAGUUUGACAUCCUCGGGCGACACGCCAGAGCCGGUGGCCGCAGACGGUGCCUACUACCUGGAGCAUGUCUCCAUAACUGAAGUAUCGGAAGAUGACUGUGAAUACGAAGAGAUACCAGAUGACAAUUUCAGCAUUCCAGAAGGAGAAGAAGAUCUGACAAAAGCAAUUAACAUAAUUCAAGAGCAGGCCACAGACACUGAGAUUUUGGAGCAGACAACAGUUCUUCCUUCAAAGCAUGUAGUACAUGAAGCCAUAGAAGACUUUCUCUGCAAUUUCUUGAUCAAAAUGGAAAUGAACAGAACUCUGGACUCCUUUCAGGCAGAGUGGUAUGAGUUAAUACAGAAAGGAAAAACUGAGUUUAGUGAGAUUGGGAAUGUUCCAGAUGUCUAUAGCCAGGUGGUGCUUUUAGAGACUGAGAACAAAAACUUGAAGAAAGAUUUGAAACACUUCAAACAGGCAGCUGAAAAGGCCAGGGAAGAGCUGCUGAGGACGCAGAAGGAGCGGGAUUUCCACCGCAUGCACCACAAGCGCACUGUGCAGGAGAAGAACAAGCUCAUUGCCGAUCUGAAAGGGCUGAAACUGCAUUAUGCAUCGUACGAACCAACUAUAAGGGUGCUACAUGAGAAGCACCAUGUUUUGCUGAAGGAGAAAAUGCUGACCUCUUUGGAAAGAGACCGAGCUGUUGGGAAGAUUUCUGGACUUCAAGCAUCGCUGAAGAACAUAGAGUUAGCACAUAUUCAUAUCCCUAAAAUCAAAGGAUUUCGUGAGACUGCUUCUAUCUCUGGAGAGCAGGGAGACAGUGCUGGUUACAGUUGUGAGAAAGAAAACAAGUCAGAAGGCCCUACUCAGAAAGGUCUUCAUGAAUCCAGACAGGACAGUGGAUAUAAAAAAAAGAUGAAGGAUGAUAGAAAGGAUUCAGAAUUUCCCACAAAUAUGCAACCAGAUACCGACCUGAGUGUGUGUGAUGAAAACAUUGGUCCAUCAAAAUUCGACUACAAGCUAAACAAUAUUUUUAGACUUCAUGAUCUUCCCGUGACCUGUAUCAACCUGCACCCCUGCAAAGAAUUCCUGGUCUCCUGUAGUGAAGAUCGCCUCUGGAAGAUGGUGGGCCUCCCAAAGGGUAAUGUGUUUCUUACGGGAUCUGGCCACACUGACUGGCUGGCUGACUGCUGCUUCCAUCCCAGUGGCACCAAGUUGGCUACCUCAAGUGGUGACAGCACAAUUAAAUUAUGGGACCUUUCAACUGGUGAAUGCUUGUUAACCUUUGAAGGACACAGCCACGCAGUAUGGUCCUGCACAUGGCACUCCAGUGGUGAUUUCGUGGCUUCUGCCUCACUGGACAUGACUAGUAAAAUCUGGGACAUCAAUAGUGAGCGCUGCAGAUAUACUUUAUAUGGACACACGGACUCCGUGAACAGCAUCGAGUUUUUCCCUUUCUCGAACACUCUUCUCACGGCUUCCGCAGACAAGACCUUGUCUGUGUGGGAUGCACGAACAAGUAAAUGUGAGCACUCGCUGUAUGGUCACAUGCAUUCCAUCAAUGAUGCCACCUUCACGCCUAGGGGGCACAUAAUAGCAUCCUGCGAUGCCCGCGGAGUUAUAAAGCUGUGGGACUUCCGGAAUCUCAUUCCCAUUGUGUCCAUUGAUGUGGGUCCAAGUACCGGCAAUGAAGUGAACUUUGACUCAACAGGUCGAGUUUUAGCUCAGGCGAGCGCCAGCGGGAUUAUCCAUUUGCUGCAUCUUAAAACUGGGCAAAUUCACAAACUGGUGGGCCAUGAGAAUGAGGUUCACACUGUGGUGUUUUCCCAGGAUGGGAAGAAUAUAUAUUCUGGAGGAUCUGACGGCACCGUUCGAUUGUGGCUCUGAUCAGCAGCACACCCUGAUGCAAAGGGCAGUCCCUCUAUGGCUUAA
This is a messenger RNA of Psammomys obesus (fat sand rat), 1993 nucleotides long. RefSeq names its product sperm associated antigen 16 (gene Spag16). The coding region runs from base 26 to 1948 and encodes 640 amino acids. Gene Ontology annotation, biological process: axoneme assembly. NCBI's taxonomy places the organism in Eukaryota, Metazoa, Chordata, Mammalia, Rodentia, Muridae. Gene Ontology annotation, molecular function: protein binding. The transcript is spliced from 17 exons. The record is from RefSeq and is a predicted model, not a curated record. Gene Ontology annotation, cellular component: axonemal central apparatus.